GUGCGUGCGCGCGUACGUGUCUAUCGACGAUAUGUGAUGCGGGAACCAGUCGGACCACCAACCUGUGACAUAAAAGCGAAGAGUUCCUCAUCUUAAUCAAAGGAAACAACAUGAAUUCAUCAUUGAAAGACUCUGAUUCUAAAACGACAUCGACACAGAAUGGAAGCACCAACGAUUCUGAAAACGAAAAUGACGAAAAUUCCUUGAAAAUCGGCGAUACUUUCUUGAUAAAGCGACACGACAACACGUGGCAUAAUGCUGAAAUUGUGCAGACAAGGAAGAAUGAACAAGAUGGAGGGAAAAAGGAGUACUAUGUACAUUACAAAGGAUUCAACCGACGUAUGGAUGAAUGGGUGGGUAAAGAGAAGGUGAAUGUUCAACAGCUUCCCCAGGAGAGGCAGAAAUCAGAGACCGGAGACUCCCUGGAUGAUUCAGACAGAAAGAUCACCAGAAACCAGAAGAGAAAACACGACGAGAUCAACCAUGUUCAGAAGAGCUAUGCAGAAAUGGAUCCAACAACGGCUGCAUUGGAAAGAGAGCACGAAGCUAUAACCAAAGUGAAGUAUGUCAACAGGGUGCAGAUCGGCAAGUACGAGAUAGACGCUUGGUAUUUCUCACCAUUCCCUGAUGACUAUGGGAAACAACCCAAGCUGUGGAUAUGUGAAUACUGCCUCAAAUACAUGAGAUUUGAGAAAACAUUCAGAAAACACCUGGGUGAUUGUCAAUUGAAGCAGCCCCCAGGAAGAGAGAUCUAUAGAAGAGGCUCAGUCUCUGUUUAUGAAGUCAACGGAAAAGACCAUAAGCUGUACUGUCAAAACAUGUGUUUACUUGCCAAGCUCUUCCUCGAUCACAAGACGCUUUACUUUGAUGUCGAGCCGUUCCUCUUCUAUAUCCUAACAGAGGUCGAUAGAAAUGGCGCUCAUCUCGUCGGCUUCUUCUCAAAGGAGAAAGAAUCCCCAGAUGGUAACAAUGUAGCUUGUAUUCUAAUCCUACCGCCGUUCCAGAGGAAAGGAUAUGGCAAACUCCUUAUUGCAUUCAGUUAUGAGUUGUCAAAGCUAGAGAACUGUGUUGGCUCACCGGAGAAACCUCUAUCUGAUCUUGGGAAGCUAAGCUAUCGAAGCUACUGGUCUUGGGUCCUACUGGAGAUUCUAAGGGACUUCAAGGGAACAUUGUCAAUCAGAGACUUAAGUCAAAUGACAAGUAUCACCCAACCCGACAUCAUCAGCACCCUACAAGCCCUGAACAUGAUCAAGUAUUGGAAGGGGCAGCACGUGAUCUGUGUCACCCCAAAGCUGGUUGAGGAACACCUGAAGAGCGCUCAGUACAAGAGACCCAGACUGACUGUGGACAGUAGCUGCCUGAGGUGGCAGGCCCCAAAGAAACCUCAGCUACACUCUAGAGGGCAGAAGAUGAAGAAAUGAUAGACGGACUUUGUGGAUAUCGUAGGAGAUCAGUACUGACCGCCACUUUGGCACUAACGUUGGCACUAACGUUGGCACUAACAAUGCGCUAACAGAGGCCCAGUUACAACCGGUUAUGUCACAGCAGUUCCUUAAUGUAAGACCAGCACGUUAUGACAGUUCAAUAUCACAGUCUGAAAGAUGUGACUGGGCCUAAACUGAUAGUGCUCUGUCAGUGCUAACGUUACUGUGUGGCCGGUACAGUUUUUCAGUGAGCUGAUGAAAGAUGAAAAUUGAACGAUGAAAGAUGAUAGAGUAACUGGUAAUGGAAUAGCAGGAAGUUAUUCUUUGAAGGGAAUCUGUAUUCAAAAGAUGGUUGUAUUGUCAAAGGUACUUUUGAAGAAGCUUUAAUGGGCAGUUCUAUCAAAUAUGUACAUCUGACCCCCUGUUUUGAGGAAACUUCCUGAAGGGAUUUUUCAGGCCAAGAAAUUUAUGUGAUGGGAUAGCAUAUUUGGCUGAGUCCAAGAUAUGCAGAUUUUAUUACAGGUGUUUUCAGUCAGUGGUUUUUCACAGAGUAUGGUAUCAGCUAAUCACAAACUACUCCCCACGAAAGCUCAAGGUGGCUAUUAAGAGGAAAGUUUAUGAUGAGAUAGAUAAGGGAGAUUGGAAGAAGUGAAAUCAUUCUUUAAACAGAUAAUAGUGAAACAUGCUCUUGAUGGCAUUUUUCAGAUGGUAUUCUUGAUUUUCCAAGGUAUUUUGAAGAUUUUUAAAGUGCAAAAUGAUUCGGAAAGGCUUAUAUAACAUUCUUCUAAUACCUUGUUCGUUAGAGCUGGAUUAUUCUUAAUUGUCCAAGGUAUUUGGAAUUCUGUUCAAUUUUAAAACAAUAUGUGAAGGUUCUUUUACAUAAAUAAGUAAUGCUUCUUUGAAAACUUAUUCUGAAGCGAUAUUUAGUGUUUCACAAAGUUAUUUAUCAGUGAUUGUUACAACUGGUAGUUGUUACUGAAAUCCUUUUCCCUGAUUGGUUGAUAGGAAAUAUGGCGGUGAAAGUCACUGACAGAUUGCCUCAUGAAACUGUCUCCUUGGCUCUUAAAGUACUCCAGGUAAGGAGAAGGAAGGUUUAUUGAUGCAAUAGAUAUUUCUGAAGUAUAGUGAGGUGCAUGUAGUUCAAAUGAUAUAUGUUUGAUUUUCUUGAAUUGAAAAUAAGAAUCUGUAAUGAGAUUUUUUUCCUCAAUCGAGUUGAUUAAACCGUUUUAUCUUGUGUGCUAUACAUGCAUGUACCUAUGUUAUAUAUACAAUCCAAUUUCUGAUGUAUAUUAUCAUUUAUCAUCUACAAGGCUCAGAAGGUGUGGGGUAUAUUUUCUGUGAUCUCCAAAUUAUGAGAAAUUUAAACUUCAUGAUAAAUAUCAAGCCUUGGAAUUGGCAUGCUUGUGACCUGUAUUUUUAUUUCAAAAAAUAAUUUGAAAGUCAUGAAAUUCAAUAAUGCUGUUAUGGACAUUCAAUGUUUCAAUAAAAACUUCAUAUUCAUUACUUUUGAUUUAACCCCUUUAAUAAAAUGGUUGAAAUUUGAUGUGGACUUUUUUUUUUUUUUUUUAUCUUGGUUGAGGAGUAAAAUUUCCAGUCUGGGCUUCUCUACAUCACAUUGAUUGGAGUUUUUAAUUCAUUAUAAUUUCCUUGGAAUCAUUUUACUGUUUUAUGAGCCGUUGUUGCCAUGGUAGUUAUCAUUGAUGGCAAAAAUAAAUCAGAAAUGGUCAGAUUCAUAACUUGUAAUUAUACAUGUAGCUUUGAAUAACAAGAUUGUUUUAGCAUAGGUCCAUGGUUUUAGUGAUGGUAAAUAUGACAGGUUAUUUUUACUAGUACCGAUACUUUCUAUUUUUUUUAGGGGGGGGGGGAGCAUUGCAGUUUGUUAAAAGAUUUGGCAGUAACAUCUAUUGCAGACGGUUGACAAUUUAAUACUUUCCUCUGAAUAUAAUUAGAUGAUACACCUUUGUUUGGUUUUAUUGUUGAAUUGAUUUGUAUUCAUACUGGCAUUGCUUAUUUCAUGUUUUUUCCAUCUAAAUGUAAUGUUUUUAUUAGUGAUGCCCUUCAUGGCUGUCAAAAAAAUAAUAGCAAAUGGCAACUCGUCCUAAAUUCAUGUGUUGUAAAGAACAUGUUUUGCAUAAUGUGGUCUGAAAAUUGCUUCACAUUGCAUUCUUUUAUUUUGUUGUUUGGACAUUUGUGAGGAAUCGGUAGUAUAUAUGUAAUUUCAUGGUUCCAAGACACUAGCUCCUGCGACAAUUGAUCCUACUGGAAACGCACGUAAUAAGCCAAACAUAACCAGAGCUUCAAAUAUGACUAAUCUUAAUCAUCACAUUAUUCUCAUUCAAAACCUGUCACCACCCUCACUGAAUAUCUUCUGAUAAAUUAGCAGAGGAGGAAUUGUCGUAAGAGUAAAUGUCGCGUUGCCAAUUUCACUGUAGAUACAUGAUGUCAUGUAAAUAUAAAUAUUUGACAUGUUAUUUUAGUAUUAUGUAUAUAGCGCUCUGUGAAUAUGUGAAUCCUUCAGAAGUUGUGAAUAAAUUUCUUACAAAAACGA
Molecule: messenger RNA, 3972 nt
Organism: Lytechinus pictus (painted urchin)
Lineage: Eukaryota; Metazoa; Echinodermata; Echinoidea; Temnopleuroida; Toxopneustidae
Product: histone acetyltransferase KAT8-like
Exons: 10
Coding region: 111-1421 (436 amino acids)
Biological process (GO): negative regulation of DNA-templated transcription; positive regulation of transcription by RNA polymerase II
Cellular component (GO): chromatin; MSL complex
Molecular function (GO): transcription coregulator activity; histone H4K16 acetyltransferase activity
Source: RefSeq, a predicted model, not a curated record